Molecule: messenger RNA, 3504 nt
Organism: Mirounga angustirostris (Northern elephant seal)
Lineage: Eukaryota; Metazoa; Chordata; Mammalia; Carnivora; Phocidae
Gene: MATN4
Product: matrilin 4
Exons: 10
Coding region: 592-2559 (655 amino acids)
Molecular function (GO): calcium ion binding
Source: RefSeq, a predicted model, not a curated record
CCCUGCGGCUGCUCUUCUGAACCCUUCACCCUUCGCGCAGGACCAGAGUCCCGGGCCUCUCCUCACUCCCGGAGCGGGCAGCGGAGGGCAGCACCCCGUCCGCGCCCUCGGAAGCGGGGCCAGGCAGCCGGCGGCAGGAGCCAGGCCCCGCUCCGCCCCUUGGGGCUCUACUCCGGGAAGGGCCUCGGAGGCUUCCGACGCAUUCCGGCGGCGGAGAGCGGAGCCGCCCAGCCUCCCGCUGGGAGCCGAAUUCCGGCCCCGCAGCUCGCGCCGCCGGCUCCCGGGGUGGCAGGAGCAGGGGCGCCGCGCUGGCCCCGCCCCAGCCCUCGGAGGAAAGGGGAUCGCUCCCUGCCGGUGGGAGGGGUCGCAGCCCGCGCUCCCCCUCCCCAUCGCCAGCCCCGGGUUAAAUGCGGCCGCCGCCUCCGCUCGCUCCAGCCGUCUGGCCGUCCCCACCUCGGGCACGCUGCCUGCGCCGUUACCUGGUCCAAUUGCCCGGGAGGCUCUGCCCGUCGGCUCCGCUCUGCGGCCGCGCCUCCGAGCUGUCCGGCAGGCUCAGGAUCCGACAUUUCCGUUCCCUGCCACCCAAGCGCCAUGAGGGGCCUUCUUUGCUCGCCACUGCCCAUGUUGCUGUUUCUUCUUCAGCCCUGGGAAACCCAGCUCCAGUUUGCAGGUCCCAGGUGUCGGUCGGGGCCCCUGGAUUUGGUGUUCGUGAUUGACAGCUCGCGCAGCGUGCGCCCCUUUGAGUUCGAGACCAUGCGGCAGUUCCUGGUGGGCCUCCUCCGCGGCCUGGACGUGGGGCCCGAUGCCACGCGCGUCGGCGUGAUCCAGUACUCGAGUCAAGUGCAAAGCGUCUUCCCGCUGGGCGCCUUCUCGCGCCGCGAGGAUAUGGAGCGCGCCAUCCGCGCGCUGGUGCCGCUAGCUCAAGGCACCAUGACGGGGCUGGCAAUCCAGUACGCCAUGAACGUGGCCUUCAGUGUGGCCGAGGGCGCGCGCCCCCCGCAGGCGCGCGUGCCGCGCAUCGCUGUCAUCGUGACCGACGGGCGGCCCCAGGAUCGCGUGGCUGAGGUGGCGGCGCAGGCGCGCGCCCGCGGCAUCGAGAUCUACGCAGUGGGGGUGCAGCGCGCCGACGUGGGCUCCCUGCGGGCCAUGGCGUCUCCCCCGCUGGACGAGCACGUCUUCCUCGUUGAGUCCUUCGAUCUUAUCCAGGAGUUUGGCCUGCAGUUCCAGGGCCGGCUCUGUGGAAAGGACCUGUGUACUGAGGGGGGACACGGCUGCCAGCACCAAUGUGUCAGCGCCCCAGGCACGUUCCACUGUGCCUGCAACCCUGGCUACCAGCUAGCUGCAGAUAACAAGAGCUGUUUGGCCAUUGACCUGUGCACUCAAGGGACCCAUGGCUGUGAGCACCACUGCAUCAGCUUCCCAGGCUCCUAUUUCUGUCGCUGCCGAGCUGGCUUUGUACUCCAGCAGGACCAGAGAAGCUGCAGGGCCAUUGACCACUGCAGCUUUGGGAACCACAGCUGCCAGCAUGAGUGUGUUAGCACAUUUGCUGGGCCACGGUGCCACUGCAGAGAGGGCCACGACUUGCUGCCCGAUGGGAAGAGCUGUGAGGCCCGGGACCUUUGCAAUGGUGUAGACCAUGGAUGUGAGUUCCAGUGUGUGAGUGAGGGCCUCUCUUACCGCUGCCUGUGCCCCGAGGGCCAGCAACUCCAAGCAGAUGGCAAGAGCUGCAACCGGUGCCGGGAAGGCCACGUGGACCUGGUUCUGCUCGUCGAUGGCUCCAAGAGCGUGCGCCCGCAGAACUUCGAGCUGGCGAAGCGCUUUGUGAACCAGAUCGUGGACUUCCUGGACGUGUCCCCCGAGGGCACGCGCGUGGGGCUGGUGCAGUUCUCGAGCCGCGUGCGCACCGAGUUCCCGCUGGGCCGCUAUGGCACGGCGGCCGAGGUCAAGCAGGCGGUCCUGGCCGUGGAAUACAUGGAGCGCGGUACCAUGACAGGGCUGGCGCUGCGCCACAUGGUGGAGCACAGCUUCUCCGAGGCGCAAGGCGCACGGCCCCGCGCCCUCAAUGUGCCUCGCGUGGGCCUGGUCUUCACCGACGGCCGCUCCCAGGAUGACAUCUCGGUGUGGGCCGCGCGCGCCAAGGAGGAAGGCAUCGUCAUGUACGCCGUGGGCGUGGGCAAGGCGGUGGAGGAGGAGCUGCGCCAGAUCGCCUCCGAGCCCGCGGAGCUGCAUGUGUCCUACUCCCCUGACUUUGGCACCAUGACGCACCUGCUGGAGAACCUCAGAGGCAGCAUCUGCCCGGAGGAGGGCAUCGGCCCAGGUACAGAGCUUCGGAGCCCGUGCGAAUGCGAAAGCCUCGUGGAGUUCCAGGGCCGCACGCUGGGGGCGCUCGAGAGGCUGACGCAGAACCAUAUCCUUUGGGCCCCGGGGCCCGGGGGCCCGGGCUGCGGGGGGCAGGGUGUAGGAACCCCCGAGACCCCCAGCGGCCUCCUUAACCGCUCACUGGCCCAGCUGACGGCGCGCCUGGAGGAUCUGGAGAACCAGCUGGCCACCCAGAAGUGAGGGCCGCCAGGGCCGGGAGCCGGGCAGGGGCGCGGCCCCGCGGACUGUGCCCUCGGGGCGCCGUCGAGGCGCCGGGGCCGGGCAGCUCCGGGGCCCCGAGGACUUGGGCUGUCGGGGAGGGGGCGCUGGCGGGCUCCCAGCGCUGCGCUCGAGCUGGCCUCGCCUGGACCAGAAGCCGGACUGCGGGGGACCGAGGGGCGCGCUAGGUCCGCACGCCCUCGCUGCGUGCUGCGCUCAUUCUUUGUUGGAUUUCCUUUUUGUUUUCUUUUUCUUAAAAAAAGUUUUCUUUUUCUUUUCUUUUUUUUUUUUUUUUUGGUUUCCACGGGGUCGGUUUGUGGGUCUUGCUGUGCCGCCAGGGGGAGGGGAGGCCAGACGCCGGUAGGUCCGGCGGCGUCCGGACGGCGGCUCCUCGGAGAAAGGCGCAUUGUGCGGGGGUCGGGCUGGGGGGCAGGGGGCCGGGCGCUGCUUUCCCCCCUUGUUUAUUCAGCCGCGAACAGACGGCUCCUUAUGCGGGCUGCGGGAAGGGAGGGGGCUCAGCGCGAACCCUCCGGGUUUGAGCAAGACUGCGCCCCUCCAUCCCCCAGCGGAUGGAGCGCUUCGCUCUCUGGCCGUGCCUAUCUCGUGGUGCCCCCCAGAUCGGGCUGAAAAGCUGCUAGAACUGGGAUGGGGAGUUGAUGAGAAAGCGAGAGACAGUCAUGAACCCCUAAAUGGACGGGGUUGGGGCGGAUAGGUGAGUGUCGCUUGGAUUUUAUCUCCCUCCUGCGCUACGAAGGAAGAAGAGGAGGCCAGGAUUUGUGGCCAGCGCUGCCGCUCAGGCUGUGACCCACCCUCUUCAUCCCCCGCACCCGCCAAAACAAAAGCAAAAGCAAAAGCCAACCCUCUAUCAGGAAAGAGCCCAAGUGCAUGUAAGAAAUUGCUAAGAUUAAAAUACUCAGUUUCUCCAGA